AUGGAGAUCACUGACUAUAUCUUCAAUGAGCGAGAGGAGGUGCUCCUUGUUGGAGAUUACAAUGCUUAUCGGGCCCAUGCUACUCGGAAGUUGCACAAACUCCGCAAGAAGCUCGGUCAGGCCACAGCCAAGGGCCGGAAGUACACUGCUAAACCAGCUGUGACUGCUGAGAAUGUGGGAGACAAUGCGGCAUACGUUCAUCUUUUGCUUCUCGGGUCCGAACGAGCAUGGGCGCAAGCCAUGCAUAUGAAAUCGACACACUCUGCAGACCCAUCUGCUAAGGGCAUUUCUGGUGCUGCUCGACGUCACAUUAUUUCUCGGUUGAACAAGGCGACUGUCUACGCACAGCAGAUUGUAUCUCUGCUCCAUGAGCAAUCGGUCUCCGGCGCGACUGACGUUGACAUUCUUGAGGCUCGGGCGUACCUUGCCACAAUCUCCGGUGCUUUGUGUCUGGAGAAGCGCAAAUGGGAGCAAUGUCUUCGUAACUAUGCCAUUGCGAGAAUUAUCUACACGGCCCUUGGUCAAAGAGUCAAGAAGGAUGCUUUCCGGGACCUUCUCACUGGAACUGUCGAUCCGAGCUUGCGCUACGCCGCUUAUCAAAUGAAACUCCCCCGCUCCAAGCCCACCUCCUCGCUAGCGAUCGAAUUCUUCCCAUCGAAUUCGGAGAUCCGGUCCGAGGUGGAGAAGUUUGACCCCUCUUGCCUGGCGGAGGAAGCAGCAGGCACCCGGAGAACCGCCGAAGGUGAGGUGCAGAAGCUCCCCGAGUCUGUCACCUGGAGAUCCCGUACUGUCCCAUUAGAAGAUGCGUCGAUCUCUCAGGCAUUGGCUGCGGCCUCUGCUGCGGAAGCUCUGCUCGCCACCUGGUUGACUGAGGCAGGACGAUCUGCCAGCGCCAAGGAUCAGGCUGCUGCGUACGACAAUGUGAUCAUUGCCAGCCAGGAUGCAGUUGAUGCGACCAAGACCGCCAUUGACGACCUGGUCAGUGAGGGUGUGGAUGCUGGAGAUAAAAGAAUGCAGGCGUUACAGAUUACUCGCACAUCGGUCAAUUACAGUCUGGUUGGGUGGCGGGUUGGCCGUAAUCGGGUGUUGUGCGGUGGGCAGGAUGGUCUGACGUUCGAGGACGAGCAGGCCUCUACCAGCAAGGACUCGAAACAGAAUGGCGGCAAUGGCAAAAAGCUGAACCGACUCCGUGAACGAGUCGUUCUAUACGACUCGACCCUGCAAAGUUUGGAUUUCAUCCUUGAGUUGCCGGGUGUCGCCGCCGAUUCAGCUUUUGUUCAGGAUCUUGAAGCAAAGAGGGGAUACUUCCGUGCUCUCAGAUGUAUGGCGCUGGGACGGUCUCAUGCCGUUCUAGGCAAGCCUACUGAAGCGUUGGCACUCUUUGCGCACGCCUUUGAUCUUGUCCGAUCCGAGCCUUCCCCAUCCUUUGUUGAGACUGAUGGGCCGCCACGUCUGGACGUUUCCCGGACACAGGUUAGCGCCUUGGCGAAUGUUCUCCAGGGGCUGGUAGCCCAGUACCGUGGCCUUGUUGCCCUAGAACGAUUCGAUGCCAACUCCGGCGCAUCCCAACAGCGACCUCUGGUCGAGCGUCUGCACCAGUUUGAAGUAGGCACAGAUCUGAAAAACCUGGUGCCUUACCCACCGCAGAUGCAACCUGUUCCUGUGAAGCCCCUGUUCUUGGAUGUUGCAUGGAACUACAUCGAUUACCCACGCAGCACGAACGCGACUGCAAAGACAGACACAAAUGCGCAAGCAAGCGCUCCUGCGGGUGAAGAGAAGACGAGUCGGGGUUGGUUUGGCUUUGGUCGGUCAUAA
Molecule: messenger RNA, 1815 nt
Organism: Penicillium odoratum
Lineage: Eukaryota; Fungi; Ascomycota; Eurotiomycetes; Eurotiales; Aspergillaceae
Product: signal recognition particle subunit SRP68
Exons: 3
Coding region: 1-1815 (604 amino acids)
Biological process (GO): SRP-dependent cotranslational protein targeting to membrane
Cellular component (GO): signal recognition particle, endoplasmic reticulum targeting
Molecular function (GO): signal recognition particle binding; endoplasmic reticulum signal sequence receptor activity; 7S RNA binding
Source: RefSeq, a predicted model, not a curated record